AUGCCAACGACCACAAUACACGAAAACAUUGCCCUCCUCAAUAUGAUGUCCUCAGAUAAUUUAGAGGACGAUUUAAAAAGUGUUCAAUUACAUUAUCCAUCAGAGAGGCGAUUACAGAGCGACGGCGCAUGCGUGGAAGAGAGAGUGAGGACUUCCCGCGGAGACAUCCUGGUGGCGAUCCGAGGCGACCGUAACAAGCGUGCCAUAAUAACAUACCAUGACCUCGGUCUUAAUUAUGCAGCCAAUUUUCAGGCAUUUUUUAAUUUUGUAGACAUGCGAGCGAUUUUGGAUAAAUUCUGCAUUUACCACAUUAAUGCUCCGGGUCAAGAGGAGGGCGCGCCGACUUUGCCUGAAGAUUUCUCAUACCCAUCCAUGGACGCCUUGGCGUCUCAAAUUGAUUUUGUGCUUGGUCACUUUGGAAUUAGAUCCUUCAUAGGAUUCGGGGUAGGUGCGGGCGCUAAUAUUUUAGCCCGUUACGCUAUCGCUAGUCCGCAGAAAGUUGAUGCAUUAGUUCUAAUUAAUUGUACAUCCACACAAGCUGGUUGGACUGAAUGGCUUUACCAAAAAAUUAAUACCAGACAGUUAAGAUCUAGCGGAAUGACCCAAGGUGCCCUUGAUUAUCUAAUGUGGCACCAUUUCGGCCGUAGCACAGACGACCGUAAUCACGAUUUAGCCCACGUUUAUAAGGAGUGCUUUUCGCACGUAAAUCCAGUGAAUCUAUCAAUGUUCAUCGACUCGUACUUACGCCGAUCUGAUUUAGCAAUAGCUAGAGAUAACGAUACAAUUAAAGUUCCCGUGUUAAACGUCACUGGUGCACUCUCCCCUCACGUUGACGAUACAGUAACAUUUAACGGCCGUUUGGAACCCUCUAAGACUUCUUGGCUGAGUAUUUCGGACUGUGGGAUGGUAUUGGAGGAGCAGCCGAGUAAGAUUGCAGAAGCAUUCCGUCUCUUCCUCCAAGGCGAGGGAUACUGUAGG
Brenthis ino (lesser marbled fritillary) is the source of this 978-nucleotide messenger RNA. Lineage: Eukaryota; Metazoa; Arthropoda; Insecta; Lepidoptera; Nymphalidae. The record is from the annotation of a GenBank genome assembly.